Molecule: messenger RNA, 2208 nt
Organism: Yamadazyma tenuis ATCC 10573
Lineage: Eukaryota; Fungi; Ascomycota; Pichiomycetes; Serinales; Debaryomycetaceae
Product: beta-mannosyltransferase Bmt3
Biological process (GO): fatty acid catabolic process; triglyceride biosynthetic process
Cellular component (GO): nucleus
Molecular function (GO): phosphatidate phosphatase activity; mannosyltransferase activity
Source: RefSeq, a predicted model, not a curated record
AUGUUUGUUACUAGGUUGGAUAACCGUAAGCUCCUACUUCUAUGUACGGCAGUUUUGGUGACCCUUUUAACAAGCGGAUCAUAUUUUGCACUUAAAAAUAGUUUCUCGAUUGCUGAUGCGCAAGAACAUUAUCCCCCUGGCAAAACCCAUGAUCCUGGAAAAGAUGGCGGAAUCGUUGGUUCAUCAAAAGGAGGUUCUACUUUAGGAGAUACUCAAACAUCACCUCCAGAUCAGACUCUAAAAUUGCAGAUUUCUAAAAUAUCAGACUUUGACACAGAUAACAAAAUUGUAUUGUUUCCCAAAAAGUUCCCCCUUACAGAUGAUCAAUUAAAAGACUUCUAUUCUAACCGUCUUGCAGGGUCUAAGCUUUCAGAGACUGUUCAAAUUGCCCGAUUCAAUAACAAUAGGAGGGAAGACGAUACUACUAAAUCGAAUGCGGUUGAUUAUAUUUCCAUGAAACCUGAGUCAUACCAUGGACACAAGAUCACGGUGUUUGACAGCAGAGCCGAUAUCAAUGGCGACACUGCUAAGUGUGAUGAAAUUAAGAGGGAGUUAUCUGUUGAUAUUACUGACCUGAAGUUGCUAAAAACAGAUCUUGAGUCGAUUCUUCGGACUUUCCAAGAUGGUAAGUCCCCCUACUACAAGGAAAUGGAACCCUACUUUAAAGCAGAGCUUGAAAAGCAGCUCCAAGAACAUACGAUAAACAAAUAUUGGUAUAGGCUAGCAGGAACAUCGGUAUGGUUGUCGGAGUAUGGGGUUCAUAUGAUGAUCUCGAGAGUUAUAUAUAGCCCAAAAGGUUCCCGAAAUCAACCAAGAAUAAGUUUGACCUACUGCCAGGUUUUCAAUGAGAAAUGGCAAGAAUUGAAAGAUGUGGAAUUGGUGGUUCCUUCCAAUGAUCCAGAGAACAUCUUUUCGCAAGUGGAUUUGGAUGGAACAUUCUUCACCAAGGUAAAGUAUCCGGGGUUUUUGGCUGUUCCAACUUACCAGAAUCCUGACAUGACAGACCACCGAUUUUAUGGUCCGGAGGAUCCCAGGCUCAUGGUGAUUCAAAAUGAGCAUGGAUACGAAGAGCCUUUGAUGGUGUACAAUUCGUAUCAUCGGAAGAUAAUCGAACAACAGUUUGACGGCGAGACCAAAGUUGUGGCUAAACUUGGAUACUACCGGUCCAUGUUCUUGUGUUUCCCCUGGCAGUUUCAAAGAGGUAAAAGAACCAUUGAAGAAUUGCCUGAUAUUAAGCUGGACGGGAGAAUUUACAACAGAGCUAUUGAGUUAAGGCGGAAAGGCAUGGAAAGAUUGGAGGUGCAAAAGAAUUGGACUCCAUUCAUAGACUUCGGGGAAAGACAGGCGUUCCGUCAUGAUAAGCACAUCUACUUCGUUUACCGGUGGUCCAACUUGGAGGUACUUCGAUGUGAGAUAACGGGCGCAGUUGGAACAACCUCAAAGUGUGAGUUUGUGUACCGGAUGGACGAUGGCUUGGAUGCUGAAACUCCAGUAGGACCUGUGAGAGGUGGAACAGAGAUGAUUAACAUUAACUCCUUCAGUUCUGAGUACGACUUGGGUGAUAUACUUAGUUUUCCUGAGGACUCUGAGGUGUGGAUUGGGUUUGCAAGGGCUCAUCUCCAGGAUUGUGGAUGUGGGGAGCAUCUCUAUAGGCCCAAUUUUGUGGUUCUUAUGAAAGACUCAAAGUCUGGAUUUUACAAAAUUAACACAAUUAGUUCUUUUGUAUCAUUAGAUGUCCCUUCCAUUGGGUGGAAUCUCGACAAACCUGACGAGUUGUGUGUUGAAGGUCGAGCAAACGUGUUUAUACCUAAUGGUAUAAGCUCGUUAUCUGUCAAGCAAUCUAAAGAUGGAUCAUUUGAAGAUUAUUUGACAUUAUCCUUCUCAUUGUCAGAUGCAACAGUGAAUGUCAUCCACAUAAGAAACAUACUUAAAUCGGUACUCGGUUCCUUGGUGAAUAACAACCAUGGUUAUUCCAAUGACAAUGUGGACUGCGCAAUAAUAGGAUCCAAUCAAUUUUGUCACGAUUUAGGUGAAAGCGUAAAAGUUACAAAGGCACAGAACCUGAUUAAGAAUGAUCAUUAGCCCUCAAUUAUCAGUCCACUACAACUGAAUGGCUAGCAAAAUUAACCUGUAGGGUGAAAAAAUAGUUAACCACAUCAAGAAAAUAGACUAAGUAGUAAGCAAAAUAUAAUGUUCGAAGGAACGCGC